Molecule: messenger RNA, 10540 nt
Organism: Hypanus sabinus (Atlantic stingray)
Lineage: Eukaryota; Metazoa; Chordata; Chondrichthyes; Myliobatiformes; Dasyatidae
Gene: tmtc4
Product: transmembrane O-mannosyltransferase targeting cadherins 4
Exons: 18
Coding region: 4780-6996 (738 amino acids)
Biological process (GO): protein O-linked glycosylation via mannose; endoplasmic reticulum unfolded protein response
Cellular component (GO): endoplasmic reticulum
Molecular function (GO): mannosyltransferase activity; protein binding
Source: RefSeq, a predicted model, not a curated record
CUGCCAAGUUAGUUUAAACCCUCCCCAACAGCUCUAACAAACCUGCCUAUACGUUCAGGUGUACAUGUCAUACCUCCUCCAGAGGAGAUCCCAGUGAUCCAAGAAUCUGAAGCCCUGCCCCCAUACCUGCUUCUCAGCCACACAUUAAUCUGCCAGAUCGUCCUGUUUCUACCCUCAUUGGCACGUGGCACAGGAACCAAGCCAGAAAUUUACUACCUGGGAGGUCCUACUUCUCAGCUUUCUGCCUGGCUCCCUAAAUUCUCUCUUCAGAAUGUCCCAGUUUUAACAAAAAAAUUGAACUUAAAAGUACACCUGUUGCUAUAUUCCACAUUAUUUUGGUAAUAUGGUAGAGGGAUAAAUAUUAGUAUCAAGACACUGGGCAGAACUCCCUGAAACUUUCUGCUUUCGAACUCUUCUCAACUCUAACCAAAGGUCACUGAACUGAAACACAAGACCACAAGAGUUCAAGUUUAUUGUCAUCUGACUGUACAUAUAUGCAACCUAUGGAAACAACGUCCCUCCCCACCAUGGUACCCACAAUACAUACAUCACACAAAGCAGAUCAAGCAAAAUAUGAUCACAAAUAAGUUAAUAAGAUAUAAUUAGAAAUUCAUGAGAAGUGUGCAGCCCACAGUAAGCAGCUCACCGUCCUAGUGACGAGACCUGGGUGGUAGCAGGGUAUUCACGAGUCUCACAGCCUGGGGGAAGAAGCUGUUACCCAGUCUGGUAAUCCUAGUCCUGAUGCUUCAGUACCUCCUUCCUGAUGAUAGUGGGUCAAAGAGAUUGUAGUUUGGGAGGUAGGGGUCCUCAACAAUUCUCUACAAUGCUCCCAGUAAAUCUCACAAAUAGUGGGGUGUAGGGGGGGAGUGAGACUUCAGUGGUUUCCAGUGUCCUCGGUAGGAUCUUGUAGUCUGAUGCCUUGCGGCUUCCGUUCCACACGGUGAUGCAGCCAGAGAGGACACUCUCAAUAGUGCUCCUGUAGAAAGGAGAAUUGGGCGAUUUGGCCCAUUGAGGUUCCUUCCCCAUUACAGCAUGGCCGAUUUACUCUCCUGCUCAACCCAGUUCUCCUGCUUUGAUAUCCUCUACUAAUGAAGAACCCAUCAACCUCUGCCUUAAAUAUACCCAACGACUUGGUCUCCUCACCCGUCCGUGGCAAUAAAUUCCACAGAUUCACCACUUGGCCAAAGAAAAUACAGUACUCUUCAUCUCUGUUCUACAGAGAGGUCCUUAUAUUCUGAGGCUGUGCCCUUUCAUCCACUCACCGAUCUAUCUCAUUCCUGUAUGCCUCCUCAUCACUAUCUGAAAUUCAGCCAACAACAGUUGUGUCAUCAGCAAGUUAAUAGAUGGUGUUUGAGCUGUGCCUGGCCACACAGUCGUGGGUGUAGAGUGUUAUGAUCCCAGCCCCCUCCUUUGUGAGAAUCGCAAGAGCACCCGUUGGGGGGGGGGGGGGUCAGUAGACCCAGGAAGUGGGAGAGAGAGAAACGUGCCGAAUAGCACGUUCCACUGGGAUGCCAAAUAAGGCGACAGUGACUAUUGUCUCAUGGAGACCACGUGUAAAGCCCUCGGGCAAGGUGGGAUGGUUGAGAGAGAGAUUGCAUCAUUCCAACCUGAUUGACACCUGCGACCCCGUGAGGAAAUAUAAAGGAGGGUCUAAGGGGGACAGCCCCUUCAGACGCACCAAGAAGACUCGAGAGUGAUCCCACCGUAGCGGGAAGCCAUUCUGAAGGAAGCCACGUGCGUUAGAUUCCGGGAUUGGAAUUUGUGGCUGGAAUCACGGAAAACCGCUUUUAACUAACAUCGGGGAGGGGGAACCCACGCUCCCCCGAUUCAACGGUUCAUAAGGACCCGGCAAGUCUUUCCUCUUCUCCCCAAUCUCUCUCUCUCUCUGUCGCCCCACGUGAAACCCAGCGAUUCCCAAAAGGCUGAAGCCUGCAGACUUCUGAGUGACUUUUAUAUUUCCAACAGACAAUACAUUAUCCCCUAGACAACAGUAGAGCUCAUUUCUUAAUGAUGAUUAUUACUAUACCCGCGCUUUAGAUUGAGUAUUGACAACGUGCAUUAUCUGAACAUUUGUGUUAACCUUACUUUUGUGCCCCUUUUCAAAUAAAAAUGUUUGAAAAUAGUGACAUCAGACUUCAACGAACCUCUCUGUCUUUACUGGUAAGUUAUGCAGUUACGGGAUACGUAACAAGAGAGAGUAAAGCAGUGGGCUAGACACGCAUCUUUGAAGUGUGCCUGUGUUGAUUGUCAGUGAAGAGCAGAUGUUAUUUCCUGUCUGCGCUGACUGUGGUCUCCUGGUGAGGAAAUCAAGGAUCCAGUUACAGAGGCAGUCAAGUUCUGGAGUUUGUUGAUGAGUACUGAGUGCAUGAUUGUGUUGAGUGCCCUGCUGUAGUCAAUAAACAGCAGCCUGAUGUAGGUAUUGCUAUUGUCCAGGUGAUCCAAGGCGGAGUGGGGAGCCAGGGAGAUUGUAUCCACUUAGACCUAUUGUGACGAUAGACAAAGCACAGAGGGUCCAGGUCCUUGCUUAGGCAGGAGUUGCUUCUGGCUGCUCUGGAUAAUGUAAACUUCCUUGCUGUUGUGGUCAAGAAGCAAGAGUUAGGGGACAAACAUUCAGCCCAUUGAAACGGUUCUGAUCCUAGCUGAUCUAACGUUCCUUGUCCUUUUCCCUGCAAACCUUCUCUAAGCGAUAUUAGAAACCUCCCUGUCUCCCUGUACACUCAGGGCACAACAAACAGACAGACAGACAUACGUUAUUGAUUCUGAGGGAAAUUGGGUUUUAUUACAGCCGCACCAACCAAGAAUAGUGUAGAAAUAUAGCAAUAUAAAACCAUAAAUAAUUAAAUAAUAAUAAGUUAAUCAUGUCCAGUGGAAAUAAGUCCAGGACCAGCCUAUUGGCUCAGGGUGUCUGACACUCCGAGGGAGGAGUUGUAAAGUUUGAUGGCCACAGGCAGGAAUGACUUCCUAUGAUGCUCAGUGUUACAUCUCAGUGGAAUGAGUCUCUGGCUGAAUGUACUCCUGUGCCUAACCAGUACAUUAUAGAGUGGAUGAGAGUCAUUGUCCAAGAUGGCAUGCAACUUGGACAGCAUGCUCUUUUCAGACACCACCGUCAGAGAGUCCAGUUCCACCCCCACAGCAUCAAUGGCCUUAUGAAUGAGUUUGUUGAUUCUGUUGGUGUCUGCUACCCUCAGCCUGCUGCCCCAGCACACAACAGCAAACAUGAUAGCACUGGCCUCCACAGACUUGUAGAAUAUCCUCAGCAUCGUCCGGCAGAUGUUAAAGGACCUCAGUCUCCUCAGGAAACAUUCUGACAAUUGCAUCCUGGUAUGGAGGCGCCAAUGCAGAGGAUCACAAGAGGCAGCAGUUGCCUCACGGACACAGUCAAGGACAUCUUGAAGAGGUAGUACCUCGAGAAGCAUUAUUCAUUGUUAAGGACCUUCAUCAUCUGGGUCUCGCCCUGUUCUCAUUAGUACCAUCAGGGAGGAGGUACAGGAAUUUGAAGGCCCACACUCAAUGAGUCAGAAACAGCUUCUUCCCCUGAGCCAUCAGAUUUCUGAAUGGUUCAUGAAGCCACGAACGUUACCCCUUCAUGUCUUACAUUCUACUGUUGCCACAAAACAACAGAUUUCAUGACAUACGUCUGUGAUAAUAAACCUGAUUUUUGAUUCUGACAAUUGGCUGGAGGAACUCCAGCUGGUCAAGCGGCAUUUGUGGAGAGACAGGAAUUCUUGACACCACAAGCAAAAGCCCUCCCCAUCAUAGAGCACAUUUACAUGGAGCACUGGCACAAGAAAGCAGCUUCCAUCAUCAAGGACCCCCAUUAUCCAGGCAAUACUCCGCUCUGUCAUCAGGCAGGAGGUACAGAUGCCUCAGGUCCCAAGCCACCAGGGUCCAGAACAGUUAUUCUUGGUGGUGAAAUUGGCAAAGCUGUUAAGUGAUGAAGCUUCCUCUCAGAGGGUAUUUAGAAUUAGAAUCAGGUUUAUUAUCACUGGCAUAUGACGUGAAAUUUGUUAACUUAGCAGCAGCAGUUCAAUGUAAUACAUAAUAUAGAAAGAAAAAGAUAGAUAAGUAAAUCAAUAAUAGUAAGUAGAAACAUAUAUUAAAUAGAUCAAAAAUAGUGCAGAACAGAAAUAAUAUAGAAAAAAGUGACAUGGUGUUCAUAAGUUCAAUGUCCAUUUAGGAAUUGGAUGGCCGAGGGGAAGAAAUGUUCCUGAAUCACUGAGUGUGUGCCUGCAGUCUUCUGUAUCUCCUACCUGAUGGUAACAGUGUGAAGACGGCAUGUCCUGGCUGAUGGGGCUCCUUAACAAUGGACGUCACCUUUCUGAGGCACCGCUCUUUGAAGAUGUCUUGGAUACUAUUGAGACUAGUACCCAAGAUGGAACUGAAUAAUUUUACAACUUUCUGUAGCUUCUUUCAUUCAGGGGUUCACAACACAUGUUUCAUCACCCAGGAGUUGGUGAACAUUGAGAAUUCUCUGUCCAAGAGGUCUGCAGAGUCACAAAGUGCUGGAAGCACUUAGCAGGCAGACAACAUUGGUGGAAGAAAUAGAAACAAAGUGAAACUUUCAGAUCAAAAAAGUUAUGACAAUGUUUGACGCAGUUACCCCUGUUUCUCUUUCGGCGGAUGCUGCCUGACCUGCUGUGUAUUCUCUGUUCAAUUACAGGUAUUCAGCAGCUGCAGCUUUAUUGAUUUUUCUCAGCUGUGGCGAGCCAGUUGCUGAACACAUUCAGGACAGAGAUAGGCGAAAACCAGAGUCACAGUGGUGGCCCAGGAUAUAGCACAAUGCUGCAGAGUGAAUGGAGCUUGGACAACGCUCUACCCAUCCCCCAACUCCCUCGUCCUUGGGCAAAGGCUGUUGUUGCUUCACUGGCCCUUCUGUGCUUCGGCAUCAGUUACGAUGGAGACUUUGUCUUUGACGAUUCAGAGGCUAUAAUCAACAAUAUGGACCUUAGACCAGAAACAUCACUUGGCAACCUUUGGGAGCAUGACUUCUGGGGAACUAAUCUUAUUAGCAAUACCAGUCACAAAUCCUACCGACCACUUACAGUGCUUACGUUCAGAUUGAACUAUCUUGUGGCUGGAGGAUUGCACCCAAUUGGGUUUCAUGUCGUCAACAUCACUCUGCACAGUGUCAUUUCUGUAAUGAUGCUCGAUGUGUUCUCGGUACUUCUGGGUGGUCUGGUACACGAUGAAAGAGGGAAGCUGCUAAAUAAGGCGCCAAAAGCAUCAUUUCUAGCUGCUUUGCUCUUUGCCGUUCAUCCAGUGCACACUGAGAGUGUUGCUGGUAUUGUUGGCAGAGCAGACCUGCUUUGUGCUCUGUUCUUUUUGUUGUCCUUCAUCAGUUACUGUAAAGCCUUCGGAAAGUAUCAUGUGGCUGCAGAGUUCUCCCUUUGCUGGAUUUUUGCCAGCCUGUUGCUUUGUGCAGUUGCAAUGCUUUGCAAGGAGCAGGGUAUCACGGUGCUGGGUGUGAACAUAGUGUUUGAUGCACUAGUGGUUUGCAAAGUGGAUAUCUUACAGCUCGGAGUAACCCUGUUAGGGAAAGACAAAACAUCUGAGAGAAGCCUAACGUGGAUAAGGGGAUUUUUUACCCGCGUCCUCCUCUUGUCAUCAGGCGGAGCUGUGCUGCUAUACUGUCGUUGGAGGAUCAUGGGCACUGGCCCGCCGGCGUUCACCGAGGUCGAUAACCCUGCCUCGUUCGCCGACAGUGCACUCGUGCGAACUUUUAAUUAUAAUUACUAUUACUCUCUGAAUGCAUGGCUACUUGUGUGUCCCUGGUGGCUGUGCUUUGAUUGGUCGAUGGGCUGUUUACCCCUGAUUAAAUCAUUCAGCGAAUUUAGAAUUCUUGCCCUUCUUGCUCUUUGGUUCUUCCUUAUUGGAAUCACCUGGCAAAGUUUAUUCUCCAAAAGCCCAGAUGAAAGAAGAAUCCUUGCCUCUGGGAUUACCCUCGUGAUCAUCCCCUUCCUCCCAGCGUCUAACAUUUUCUUCCGAGUUGGGUUUGUUAUUGCAGAGAGGGUGAUCUAUCUCUCCAGCACUGGUUAUUGCAUCCUCUUGUCGUAUGCCAUGUGUGUGCUGUCAAGAAAAGGCAGGCGAAUCAAGAACCUCCUCUCUGCUGCUCUGCUGGGCUUGAUAACGCUGAAUGUCAUGCAGUGUAUCCGACGCAGCAAUCACUGGAGAUCAGAGGAAGCUCUGUUCACAAGUGCCUUAUCAGUGUGUCCCUUCAACGCCAAAGUGCACUACAAUGUCGGCAAGAACUUAGCUGAUCGAGGAAAAGAAGAGUCUGCAAUUCUGUACUACAGAGAAGCUGUGAGGCUCCAUCCAACGUACGUUCAUGCUAUGAACAAUCUGGGAAACAUCUUGAAAGAAAGGAAGGAGCUUCAUGAAGCUGAGAAGUUGCUCUCUAGUGCUGUGGCCAUUCAGCCUGAUUUCGCUGCUGCAUGGAUGAAUCUGGGAAUUGUUCAAAACAGUUUGAAAAAGUUUGAAGAGGCUGAAAAAAGUUACUGGACAGCAAUAAAAUACAGAAAAAGAUAUCCGGACUGUUACUACAAUCUAGGACGCCUGUAUGCGGACCUGCAUCGGAAUGCAGAUGCUCUCAGUGCAUGGCAGAAUGCGACUCUUCUCAAACCUAACCAUGGUUUGGCUUGGAACAACAUGAUCAUUCUACUUGAUAACACAGGCAAUCUAGCAAAAGCUGAAGCAGUUGGAAAGGAGGCUCUAAAAUUGCUACCCAAUGAUCACACCAUCAUGUUUUCCUUUGCGAAUGUGCUUGGUAAAUUGAAGAAGUACAAGGAAUCAGAAAGUCUGUUUCUAAAAGCACUUCAGAGAAAUCCCAAAAUAGCAAGCUAUCAUGGAAAUUUAGCUGUGCUGUACCAUCGCUGGGGAAAGCUGAAACUGGCCAAGGAGCGCUACGAGAUUGCACUAAAACUAGACCCUGCCUCGCCGGGGAUUGUGGAGAACUACAGCUUGUUGAAGAAGAAACUGGAACAACUGAAGCAGGGCUGAUGCAGAUGGCAGAAGGUGGAGAGAGAGAGAGAGAGAGAGAUAAAUCUUCAGGAGCUUGGUGUUUUCUGUUCAAGAUAUCCCUGCUUGAUAAAUACAGCACUGCUGUAGGAAGGAACUGAGCUUCCACAGUGAGUCGCACACAAGCCAGUUUUCCUUUAGGUUUGUGGUUGUGUUACUGCUGGCUCCUGCCUGUUAGGCCAACUUUGAGUGCCCUUUCUCCAGCCAAUAUUUAUCAGACUCCGCCUUAAAACGUUGUGAGUGAUAUGGCUUCUAUCACCAGCUACAGUCUGUGGGAAGCCCAGUUCAUCUCCAGUUACUGACAGACUUCGGAUCUAUGGAAGUGGGAUUGGCAUUGCUAGAAUAAACACCAUGGAUUCAUCGUCGCAGGCUGUUGAGAGUCAGGGGUUAACCCAAACACAGGUGAAGUACUUUGGGACAUGAGGAACUACAGGGCCUCUCGAGCUUGUACCCCUAUUCAAUGAAUCAUGUCUGAUCUCUCCAGCAUACUUCUGUAACUCCUAAUGUCCUGGUUCAGCAGUAUCGAUUGUGCUCUGUAUUUACAUUUUAACCCACAGCCUUUUUGGGGGUGGGAUUUGCUGAUCUCCCUCAUCCUUUGUAUCAAAAAGUGCUUCCUUACAUCACCCCCUCAGAGGCUAGCCUCUGACUUCAAGGAUUUGCCUCAGUGUCUACACCGUACUCACCAAAGGUAGAAUCUCUGUCUCUCUGUUUCUUGCUCCAAAUCUCUCCCUAGCCCUUUCUCCUUUCUCUCCCUCUCCCCCUCUCCCUCCCACUACCCCCCUCUCCCCCUCUUCCCUUCUCUUUCCCUAUCUCUCUAUGACUCAAUCAACCACAUUAAUCAUCUUAACCACUUCGGUCAUCACCCAUCACCUUAUGAACUCAGGGGAAACACUAAAAUGUGCAAUGUAGCCUCAAAAUAUUACUUUUAGUCGUGGUAUAAUACGUCAUAGAAUCAUACAGCACAGAAAUAGGCCCUUCAGCCUAUUUUUCUCCAUGCUAGCUUUCAAAUGUCUUAACUACCAAUCCAAUUUCCUAACACUUAGACUGUAGCCAUGGCUCUUACGUUCACAUUUAGAUCAUUUAUAUACAAAACAAACAGCAAGAUUCCACCACUGAUCCCAGCACAGUACCACAGGUCACACACAAAUGUCCAAAAACACAAAAAGCAACCAAGCUAGUUUCAGAUCCAACUCGUCAUUCUGCCCUGGAUCUUAUGGACCUUUUUGACCACUCUUGUUGAGGCAUGAUGUCAUGUCCCGUACUGAGGUCCAUAGAAACUAUGACACUACUCUCACAAUUAUAGUUCGUCGUCUCUUCAAAAAAUUCAUCCAAGCUACUCAGUGUGGAUCUCCUUACCAUGUUACCCAUCUCUGAACAGUGCGGCCCCUCCAAGUGCAGAUUAAUCCUGUUUAUUAGGACAUUUUCCCAAUAAUUUCCCUACCACUGACAUUACACUCACUAGCUUAUUAUUGUCUGAUUCAUCCCCACUGUCUUCAUUGACUGAAGAUUCCAAAUUCACUGACCUUCACUAAUCCAAAUUUAGAGGACCUAUUCUUAAUCUACUCUCAGGGUGCCAUCCCUUAUUUUACUCAAUGUUGUUUGUACCAGUGUGAAUUGCCAUCUCUGUCAGUUACCGCCUCCCCAUCCCCUUCCAGUGAAUCCUUGACCCUAGCAUGUCUAAAACUACAAAGAGGCAUGUCCAUUCCCCUCAUGAUCCAGGCCCCUACCACAAUUGCAUUUGGAUAUUCACUGCUUCCUCCUUGUGCAGUUAUCACCGCUUAAUGUGGUAAUUUAGGCUCUGGUUGCAAAUGCUGGAGAUCAUCCACACCUCCCCGCCCCCCCCCCCCCCCACCACCCCAUCAGCCAUCUGGAAAACUGAUCCUGGGAUGAGGUGUACUUCCUCUGCCCACAGCUCACCCAUUUCCCCUCCUGCUUCCUUAAGCGCAGCGUGAACAAAUCUGAAAUCAUUUAACCCACACAAGCUCCAUGAUGCACCUUGGUGCCUCUAACCAUCACUCAGACUGGACCGUGUGUGGCACUUCCUCCCACUGUGGUCGUCCAGUGUUGAGGAAUUCUCAUGUGCCACUGGCUGUACAACACACAACACUGAGCUUCCAAGCUGUGCAGAUUUCACCAAUGAUUAAAGCCAUACAGCCCUUUACUUAAGCCAAGUAGGAAAAAAUUAAAUAGAGAAGCCUGGAGGAACUCAGCUGGUCAGGCAGCAUCUGUGGAGAGAAAUGGACAGUUGACGUUUUGGGUCAAGACCGUUCACCUGACUCAUUGAGUUCCUCCAGCAUCUUCUGUUGCUCUGGAUCCAACAUCUGCAGAAUUUCUUGUGUUUAGGGAAGAACUAUCUUUGGAUUAAACUUCUAGUUAUCCCUCUGAAUUAAAGAACAGUAAUCACACUAAUUGCCCUCUCUUUAUUUUAGGACCAUAAGAUAUAAGAACAGAAUUGGGCCAUUUGGUCCAUUGAGUCUGGUCUGUCAUUUCAUUAUGGCUGUUCCCUCUUUCCUCUCAGCCCCAAGCUCCUGCCUUCUCCCCGUAACGCUUCAAGCCCUGAUGACUAAUCAAGAAACUGUCAGCCUCUGCCUAAAAUGACUCGGCCUCCACAGCCAUCUGUGGCAACAGAUUCCACAGAUUCACCAACCUCUGGCCGAAGGAAUUCCUCCUCUUCUACCUUCUAAAAGCGUGCCCCUUCUUCUGAGGCUGUGUCUUCCAGCUGAAACUAAUGAACUGUAAAGUCCUGGAUACACUCGCCUGGCCCUUCUCACCACUCAGCCACCUUCCUUAAUGCAUGGCACCUGCUGAAACUUGAUAUCCCCUCCAGUUGUGCUACUGAUCACAGAUCAGGCCUUCUCCCCCAGGCCAUAGUUGCCUGUCAACCUCCUUGCAGACAACCACUCGAUCUGCACUCAUCCCUGACAUGUGACUGUCUCCCCAACAACAGCAAAGCUCCAACCCCUAGAUGGAACUCUGUUAUAAUGGCCCUGUCAGUUAUAUUUUCUUCCCAUCCAUUUUGUACAUAAGAUGUACGUCUCCCUGUUCCCCUGCCGCUCCCACCUUAUCACCAUUUGCAAGUAUUCAGGUCAACCUUGGGCCCACAGGAGGCAGCCAGCUUCUGUUUGAGAGCUGGUUGGCUCUUGUUUUUAUGGAGGUUAAAUAUGGAGUACAAGAAUGUAACAAGAUCCCUCCCAUCUCCACACAUGAAAUAUGCUCGUGCCCAGAAAUCCGUCUUUAAUCAAAAUCUGUCCAGAGCAUUACACUUCCAGUGACCACCACAGUGGAACCAAAUUGCAGAAGAACAAACACUACAAGGUGUUGUGUCAUUAGGGUUGAAUUUUGUCUUCAGUCUUAAAAUUUUGAUUUUUUUAAUAUAAUUUAUGUCACUUUGGAUAAUUGCAGAAUGUGAAGAGAACAUGUCACCCAGUGUUAAAUUUGUUUGAGGUAUUAGAUGCAUGUUUGAAAUUGUAUAUAUUUUUGUUUCGGAAACAAUUUUGUUAUUAUUAAAACAUGUUUUUACAUUCAA